CGCCAGCCCGCUCCAGCCUCCAACCCAUUCUUCGGCGGUUCGGCCCGGCCUGCACCCUGCAGCCACCAAGCAAACCCAGUGCUCUGCUUUCUGCAUUCCCCCCCGCCGCCACUCCGUCGGGCUUGAUGAGCCUCUGCUCCAAGCUCUUCGCGUUGCUCCGCAAGUCCCGCGCCCUCGCCACCAGCACCGCCGCCGCAGCCGCCGCGACAACCUCCGCGACGGCGUCGGCCAACGGGAUGGAGGAGGCUGUCGCCGCGGCGGGCCCGCUGCGCACGCGCGUCUGCAUCAUCGGCAGCGGCCCAGCCGCGCACACGGCGGCCGUCUACGCCGCGCGCGCCGAGCUCAAGCCCGUCCUCUUCGAGGGCUGGCUCGCCAACGACAUCGCCGCGGGUGGACAGCUCACCACCACCACCGACGUCGAGAACUUCCCGGGCUUCCCCGACGGCAUCCUCGGCGCCGACCUCAUGGAUCGCUGCCGCGCGCAGUCGCUCAGGUUCGGGACCAAGAUCCUCACCGAGACCGUCACCACCGUGGACUUCUCCGCCCGCCCCUUCCGUGUCGCCUCCGACGACACCGUUGUGCACGCCGACUCCGUCGUCGUCGCCACGGGCGCCGUCGCGCGCAGGCUGCACUUCGCCGGCUCCGACGCCUUCUGGAACCGGGGCAUCUCCGCCUGCGCCGUCUGCGACGGGGCUGCGCCUAUCUUCCGGAACAAGCCCAUCGCCGUCGUCGGAGGCGGGGACUCCGCCAUGGAGGAGGCUAACUUCCUCACCAAGUACGGCUCGCAAGUUUACAUCAUCCACCGCCGCAGCGACUUCCGGGCGUCCAAGAUCAUGCAGGCGCGCACGCUCUCCAACCCCAAGAUCAAGGUCGUCUGGAACUCCGAGGUCGUCGAGGCCUACGGCGGUGCGGAUGGCGGCCCGCUAGCCGGCGUCAAGGUCAAGGACGUCGUCACCGGCGAGGUCUCUGAUCUCCAGGUGGCCGGGCUCUUCUUUGCCAUCGGUCACGAGCCGGCGACAAAAUUUCUUGGAGGGCAGCUCGAGCUCGACUCUGAUGGGUAUGUGGUGACCAAGCCCGGUUCCACGCACACCAGUGUGCAGGGGGUCUUUGCAGCUGGGGAUGUCCAGGACAAGAAGUACCGCCAGGCCAUUACUGCAGCUGGAUCAGGUUGCAUGGCUGCUCUGGAUGCAGAGCACUACCUGCAGGAGGUUGGAGCACAGGAAGGGAAGACCGAUUGACUAUGUCUGGGCCAAGCUGCUCUUGGGCCAAGGAAAACUUCUCCGAAAGCCGCUCUCUAGUGGUGUAAACAGCACAUUAUUAUUUGGUUUUAGGCCUCAAAUUACGUUACAUUGGAAAUUGAUUUAUAUGAGCGUGCGCAAGCUUGUAUACAUUAUUCGCAUUGUUUAUUACUCUUAGAGUCUUAGUCAUUAAUCACACUUUGCUAAGUU
Messenger RNA from Zea mays, 1448 nucleotides. Its product is annotated as thioredoxin reductase 2. The transcript has 2 exons. Gene Ontology annotation, biological process: removal of superoxide radicals. Gene Ontology annotation, cellular component: cytoplasm. Gene Ontology annotation, molecular function: thioredoxin-disulfide reductase (NADPH) activity. The record is from RefSeq and is marked provisional. Lineage: Eukaryota; Viridiplantae; Streptophyta; Magnoliopsida; Poales; Poaceae. The coding region runs from base 126 to 1238 and encodes 370 amino acids.